UGAUCGGCAACCAUCAUUGCCCUGUCUGAAUUGGAACUGGAUUUCUAGUUCUAAGCCUCGGUUAGAGGUCAAAAGGCAUAAAUUGAAGAGGGUCUUCCGAUAAAACCACUCACUUACCAUGAGGAUGUCUUUGAGCCAACAUAUAUUUCAUUUUACGAUCCUGGGGGCCCUUUGGGGGGCCUUAGUCUUGUCUAAAAGUCUCGAAGUGACAGAAAAAAACGAGGAUAAGAAAGAAGCCAAGUUCAGUUUCAUGAACUACAAGUUGGUGGAUGUCAUUCCUAAAGAUCAGAACCAAUUGAAAGACCUCCGAACACUCGAGUCCAUCAACGUGGUGGGUGUUGAUUUUUGGGCUGAACCUGCCCAGGUGGACCAAACCAUAAGUUUGUCAGUCGAACCCGAGGUCUAUAAAACCUUGGAAAAUUUCCUCGACCAACGAAAUAUUCAACACAACACGAAAGUGACCAACCUGCAAGAGCUGAUCGACGAUGAAAUGAAAAGCAUCCUCAAAGAAGACUUGGAUGAUUUUGGUUACCGGGAUCCCAGCUUGUCUUACUAUGACGCCAAGAGCUACAACCGCUUGAACCAGAUCACGACCCACCUCCGUGAAAUUCAAAAGCAGGAUGAUAGCCAAUCCAUGAGCAUUUCCUCAAUUGGAACCACCUUUGAAGGACGCCCAAUUGAGAUGGUGACAUUGUCCAGAUCCGAAGACUCAGCCAAAACAGAUAAGCCCAUCAUCUGGAUGGAUUGUGGAAUCCAUAGUCGAGAAUGGGUUUCGCCUUCGUUUUGUAUUUUCACGAUCAAAGAGCUUCUGGCUGAGGGGGAAGCUGGACUUUUGAGGAAAUUUGACUUCUUCAUCGUUCCCGUGGCGAAUCCGGAUGGUUAUGUCUAUUCCUGGGACGUUAAUCGAAUGUGGCGAAAGAAUCGACGAACCCCAGCAGCCAUGAUGCUCAGAAGCGGGGAUGAUCAAGUUUCAGUGGAAAUACAAAAGACGAGAAGAUCCUUGGAGGUCAUUGAUUACAAUUUGGACGAAGAGUUAGGCAUUGAAGGGGGCUUUCUGAGCACGGAGGCCGAGACCAAGUUCACCAAAGACAACAUCUCAUUGAAGCAAUUCUGGCCAGGAUCAGUUUUUCCUGGCUUUCCCCAAGCACCCCAAUCAGGUGGAUUUCCCUCUUGGGGUGGAUCCGGAAAUCAAUGGUCGCAAUCAGUUCAAUCCAAUCCAAAAUGUACAGGAGUCGAUCCAAACCGCAAUUUCGAUAUUGCAUGGGCAAAAGUCGGAUCAUCGAACUCAAUAUGCCAGGACACUUUCCAUGGGCCCAAGGCGUUUUCAGAGGCAGAAACAGUGGCCAUUCGAGACAUUAUUCUGAAUACUCAAACAAGUGGACGUGAGUUUGCCUCUUUUCUUUCCGUUCAUGCAUAUUCGCAAUUCUGGAUGUCUCCCUAUGGUUUUAAGAAAAUUCGCUCAAGUGACUACUUUGAUCAAUCUCGAGUUAUGAAGAAAGCUGUGGAAGCUUUGAGGCAAGUUUAUGGCACAUCCUUCCAACAUGGUCCCAUAAACGAAGUGAUUUAUCUGGCUUCUGGAAGUAGCGUGGAUUGGGCUUAUGAGAAGGCUGGAAUCAAUUAUUCUUAUGCAUUGGAAUUGCGGGACCAGGGAAAAUAUGGGUUUCUUCUCCCAGUGGAUCAAAUUGAGCCCACAAACACAGAAACGUAUGCCGGCUUGAAAGCCAUGGGUUGGGAGAUUGCCAAGGAAUACUCAUGAAGGGCAAUUAUCUGUUCAAUUCUCGUGAUUAUGAUGGUAUUCGAUUCUGUGAAUGUUGAUACAAAAAGGAUAAACUCAAAUUAGAAUGUUACCAGUUCACAUUCGGCUUCGGACUUGCACAUUCAACCACUCUAGUUUUAAAAGUAACCUUUUUUGUAAUUUGGGUGCUAGGGUGGGAGUGAUGAACCUAGCCCGGCCAGCAAAGCUAGCCAUCCCAUCGUCCAUUUCCAAAUUCCGUUUAGGCAGAUUCAUGUCUGGUAUCAGUUUUUGGUUCGCCCUCUGUGGGUGUGGUUAGCGUCUAAAAGUUACCUUUGAGAUAGGUGGGGGAGGAGUUUCUGAACGGGAGACCUCUCUUAUUAUAGGAAAUUGUGUUAACCACUGUGCUACGCGACACUAUUGUAAUCUUAAUCCGUUUUUUUUUUUAUUUUUGAGGAAUGACUAAAGUCUUGCAAAUAUGAAUUAGCAUUUCAUCAUUAAAGUUGUUUGUUGAUACAUUGUCAAGUCUCAAACCCAUCAACAUCUACUUUUCUCU
Tigriopus californicus is the source of this 2288-nucleotide messenger RNA. Its product is annotated as carboxypeptidase A2-like. Bases 119 to 1756 code for a protein of 545 amino acids. Gene Ontology annotation, molecular function: metallocarboxypeptidase activity; zinc ion binding. Gene Ontology annotation, biological process: proteolysis. The transcript has a single exon. Lineage: Eukaryota; Metazoa; Arthropoda; Copepoda; Harpacticoida; Harpacticidae. The record is from RefSeq and is a predicted model, not a curated record.